This is a messenger RNA of Penicillium antarcticum, 216 nucleotides long. RefSeq names its product copper metallochaperone COX17. Gene Ontology annotation, cellular component: mitochondrial intermembrane space. Bases 1 to 216 code for a protein of 71 amino acids. Gene Ontology annotation, biological process: mitochondrial respiratory chain complex IV assembly. Gene Ontology annotation, molecular function: copper ion binding; copper chaperone activity. NCBI's taxonomy places the organism in Eukaryota, Fungi, Ascomycota, Eurotiomycetes, Eurotiales, Aspergillaceae. The record is from RefSeq and is a predicted model, not a curated record. The transcript has 3 exons.
AUGCGCCGGGCGAUGGAGAAACCUGCUGCUCCCAAGCAAGCGCCUGCCCAACCAGCUCAAACUGAGAAGCCCAAGCCCUGCUGCGUCUGCAAGCCCGAGAAGACCACCCGUGACGACUGCAUGCUGUUCUCCAAGUCCGAAAAUCCCGAGCAGGAGUGCAAAUCCACAAUUGAGCAGUACAAGGCGUGCAUGGCUGGAUACGGCUUCAAGGUCUAG